CCCUUUAGUGUCGGGACCCCAGGAACCAGUCCUCCAUCUGGCGAGCGACAUUGGGUUGUGGCAUUCCUCCAGGUGCUCCCCAGGAAGAGGAGGGACCUCCCCCGUCCCCCGCUCCUCCCCACCCCGGGGACCUAUAGGCCUAGCCUUCGACCCUGGGGACACCCAGCCCAGCCUGCCCCAGGGCUGACAAGUCAGGGGCAGCAAAUUUUUAACUAACGCAUUGAUCAUUAACAGGGGUCGGAAGGGGUCCAAACUCAGCCUCCCUUAGGGACAGGGACUAGCUGGGCCUCAGGCUUCCUGUGGAGAUGCUGGGCCCCCGGGUCUGGUCCUCUGUGAGGCAGGGGCUGAGCAGGGGCUUGUCUAGGAAUGUGGGGGGCCGGCCCUCAGGGGAGGGGAGGAAGGUGGACAUCGCGGGCAUCUAUCCCCCUCUGACCACCCCCUUCACCGCCACCUCGGAGGUGGACUAUGGGAAACUGGAGGAGAAUCUGCAGAAACUGGGCGCCUUCCCCUUCAAAGGCUUUGUGGUCCAGGGCUCCAAUGGCGAAUUCCCCUUCCUGACCAGCAGUGAGCGCCUGGAGGUGGUGAGCCGCGUGCGCCAGGCCAUGCCCAAGGACAAGCUCCUGGUAGCUGGCUCUGGCUGCGAGUCUACUCAGGCCACGGUGGAGAUGACGGUGAGCAUGGCCCAGGUCGGGGCUGACGUCGCCAUGGUGUUGACUCCUUGCUACUAUCGUGGCCGCAUGAGCAGCGCUGCCCUCAUUCACCACUACACCAAGGUCGCUGACCUCUCUCCCGUUCCUGUGGUGCUGUACAAUGUCCCAGCCAACACGGGGCUAGACCUGCCCGUGGACGCGGUGGUCACUCUUUCCCAGCACCCGAAUAUCAUCGGCAUCAAGGACAGCGGUGGUGAUGUGACCAGAAUCGGGCUGAUGAUUCACAAGACCAGGAGGCAGGAUUUCCAGGUGUUGGCUGGAUCGGCUGGCUUCCUGCUGGCCAGCUAUGCCGUGGGAGCUGUGGGGGGCGUGUGUGCCCUGGCCAAUGUCCUGGGGGCUCAGGUGUGCCAGCUGGAGCGACUCUGCCUCACAGGGCAAUGGGAAGAUGCCCAGAAGCUACAGCACCGCCUCAUUGAGCCGAACACUGCGGUGACCCGGCGCUUCGGGAUCCCGGGGCUGAAGAAAGCCAUGGACUGGCUUGGCUACUACGGAGGCCCCUGCCGGGCCCCGUUGCAGGAGCUGAGCCCUGAGGAGGAGGAGGAGCUGCGCCUGGAUUUCACCAACAAUGGCUGGCUCUGAGGGCAAAGAGGAGACAGGUGGGAGCCCAUCUCCGCUCCCGACUUGUUCUCGCAGCCCGAAGAGAAACACGGGGACCGGAGGGUCCAUGGCUCCUUUUCCUACUUCAGUCCUUCGGGUGCCUCUUGCCAGGUGUUAGGCACGCUCCCUUCCUAUUCUCACAGCCCCACGACUUCUUGAAUUUGCAUCCUAAACUCUGGGUCUCUGGAGACCCACGGUCUGGGCAGGAUCCAUUGCUUGCUCGGCUCUCUACCGUGGUUUCCUAUGCCCCCAAGACACGUGAGCCAGGAGCCAGAGGGGAAGCGCAGCGCAGCUGGGCACAGGAGGGCUACGUGUCUGAAGGAAGGACGACUUAGACUUGGAGAUACGCACCUGACUCCAGCACAUGCAGGGGAAGCCAGGGCCAUGCUAAGAGCCCAAGUUCCUACUCUUUCCAGGGGACCCGAUCAGAAAAAUGUCACUUGCCUUUGAAAGCCCUCCCACCACAAGAUGCAUUCCAGCCACAGUGCCCUUUCCACAGUCCAUUUUGAUUCAUCUCGUAGUCUCGUCUCUAGCUUUGUUCUCAACUGUCCAGUGCACAGAGAACAGCCCAGGAUUGGUAAAUAAUGACACCUAGUGGGGAAGGGUUACUUUCUGGAGGACUACUGUCGUCAUCGAAGGUCUGAACCAUUCCGGAGGGGGCUUGGCCUGAGACAGGACCAUCCUCUUGCCUAUAGGCACUCUGCUUUUAUUGUUAAAAAUAAU
Messenger RNA from Eptesicus fuscus (big brown bat), 2030 nucleotides. RefSeq names its product 4-hydroxy-2-oxoglutarate aldolase 1 (gene HOGA1). Bases 306 to 1289 code for a protein of 327 amino acids. Gene Ontology annotation, biological process: N-acetylneuraminate catabolic process. The transcript has 7 exons. Gene Ontology annotation, molecular function: 4-hydroxy-tetrahydrodipicolinate synthase activity; N-acetylneuraminate lyase activity. The record is from RefSeq and is a predicted model, not a curated record. Lineage: Eukaryota; Metazoa; Chordata; Mammalia; Chiroptera; Vespertilionidae.